AUGUUCAAGCGUCUCGUCACCGUCGCUCCUCGCGUCGGCGCUGUCGCGCCCCGUACUCUUGCACCCCUCUCAGGUCUGCAGGCCGUUCAACCUAUCCAACGCCGUACCCCAACUGCCGCCCCUGUUCAGCGCCGUGGAUACCACGAGAAGGUCCUGGACCACUACAACAACCCCCGAAACGUCGGUUCCUUCAAGAAGGGCGACCAGGACGUCGGUACCGGUCUCGUUGGUGCCCCCGCCUGUGGCGAUGUCAUGAAGCUUCAGAUCCGUGUGAACAAGGACUCCGGUCGCAUCGAUGACGUUGUCUUCAAGACUUUUGGUUGUGGUAGUGCCAUCGCUUCAUCAAGCUACCUUACCGAGCUUGUCCGCGGCAUGACUCUUGAUGAGGCUGGCAAGAUUAAGAACACUGAUGUGGCGAAGGAGCUCUGUCUCCCUCCCGUUAAGCUGCACUGCUCCAUGCUUGCUGAGGAUGCUAUCAAGUCCGCCAUCACCGAUUACUACACAAAGAACCCCAAGGCCAAGGCUACCGAUCUCUCCGGUACAGGUGCAGCUAUCCCUGAUGUUAAGGUUGAGCACACUCCCGCUGCUGCUCUAUAA
This is a messenger RNA of Penicillium malachiteum, 597 nucleotides long. Its product is annotated as iron-sulfur cluster assembly scaffold protein. The record is from RefSeq and is a predicted model, not a curated record. Gene Ontology annotation, cellular component: mitochondrial matrix; cytoplasm. Gene Ontology annotation, biological process: iron-sulfur cluster assembly; intracellular iron ion homeostasis. Lineage: Eukaryota; Fungi; Ascomycota; Eurotiomycetes; Eurotiales; Aspergillaceae. Gene Ontology annotation, molecular function: 2 iron, 2 sulfur cluster binding; ferrous iron binding. The transcript has 2 exons. Bases 1 to 597 code for a protein of 198 amino acids.